Molecule: messenger RNA, 3082 nt
Organism: Trichosurus vulpecula (common brushtail)
Lineage: Eukaryota; Metazoa; Chordata; Mammalia; Diprotodontia; Phalangeridae
Gene: C6H4orf46
Product: chromosome 6 C4orf46 homolog
Exons: 2
Coding region: 458-841 (127 amino acids)
Source: RefSeq, a predicted model, not a curated record
ACAGGCCACAUGGCUUGAUGGGAUAUGGAGUCCUUUAGUUCCUCUACUGAAGGUUGGCGCCUCUCUAACGUGAACUUAACUCUAAAGUUCACGGGUUGGCGAGAGGAGGGAAGAAGACAAGGCAGACAAGCGCAUGUUGGGAUCUGCAGUGCUUCAGCACUGGCUCAAAGGAGCUCCCGAUGGGGCAAAUCUCUUUGCGCAGGCGCGAUGGCCUUAUAAAUGGAAGCCUGUGUCCGGAAUCUCAUUGGCUGGUUCCAGGUACUCUAGUUGACUUGGAUCUUGCUACUCCCCCUCCGCGACUAGGAGGGCGGGGCGAGACUGAGGGAGGAGGGGGAAGGGAGAAAGGGGCGGGGCGUCUUGGGCGCGCGCAGUUGAAAGACCGUUACUCUGACGGUUGGUGUCGGUUCUUUUGGACUGCUCGGACCCUGCUCCGCCCUUCUGACACUUUCUGUUCACCAUGGCCGAGGCCCGAGCUUCGCCGCCGCCUCCUCCCCCUCCCCCGUCUUCUCCUUCGUCCCCCUUGGCCCACGCCGCCGCCUUCUCCUUGUCCCCGGAGCUCCCGGCGGUCUUGGCUGGGAGAAUUCGGAACCAGAGCCGGGGCCGGGGCCGAGCCGUGGAGCCGCCGACCGUGGACUCGCUGGAGGAGGUCGAGAUGCAGAUCGAUGAUGCAGCCUUUUCAUUAAUUAAACUUCUUGAGGCCACAUCUGCUGUUUCAGCCCAGGUGGAGGAGCUGGCAUUCAAAUGUACCGAAAAUGCACGAUUCCUUAAAACAUGGAGGGGUCUGCUAAAAGAAGGCUAUGAUUCCUUGAAACCUGAUAACCAAUGCAGCACAACCAACUAGAUGUUGAAAUAAUGACUGCUUUAGGAAAUUGGGGGCAGAUUUGCUACAUGUAUAAUGCUUGCACUUUUUCCCAUGUGAUAUUUGCACCUAUGGAUCUGUAAGACUAUUUCCAACAGUUAUGGAUAUUUACGACACUUUGCUUUGUAACUGAACAUUAAGACUUUACUUCCUUGUGUAUCUUUCCUGUUUUAAAAAGGAAAAUAUUUACUUAAUUUUGACUCUGGAUUGUAUUUGAUCUUUUUCCUGAGUCAGUUUGUGCCUACUAAACUUUCACAAGCUUAUUUUACUUUUAAAAGUAAAUUUUAUCUGUGAUUAAGAACCUCAGAAAUACAAUAACUCAGUUUUAGAAUGCUUUAAAAUUUACAAAUAGCUUUCCAAAUAACAGUCCUCGAACUAGGUAGUACAAGAGUUCUAUUUUAGUACUUCAGUAGACCUGUGAUCUCAUCAGUGAAGAUACUCCUUCCAACAGUAUAGAUCACAGCCCAUUCAUGCCUUCUCUUGUGUGGCUUUUAUUUAUGUGCCCUCAGCAAUUUGCCGUAAGGGAUCCAUUCAAUUUGCUGAAGGUCUUCCUUUCAGUCUUUUAAAAUUAUGCUGGUACCAGAACAGUACUCCAGGCUGUUCAUUUGUUCCUAACUUUUGCUAUUUGAUUGGCCCACCUUCUUUUCUCAUAAUGCUUCUCUAGGAUGGUACCUUCUGGGCUGCCACUUGCGUGCACAUCAUUGUUGGUGAUGUGUUAUACUACUGGUUUGUGCUUACCAUAAGUUUUACUUUUGCCACUUUGGGUCACCUAAAUUUUUAGAUAUUGUGAUGUUCUGUGAUUCAUAGCUAUAUUGUUUCAGUGGAAGAAUACUACUUUAAAAAGGGUUUUAGCUCAGGAAGCAGUUUGGAAAUUGUUGAAAGUACUGUUAUUUUUGAAAAGCAUUCCAGUCUUUAUUCUUGCUAUUCAAUCCUGGGUCCAGUUCAUUGUCCAUCUGAGAGUAUGUCUAAGAUACUAAUACCCGACUCAGUACCUGUUCACUUGUAUAUCAUAGGUAUAGGAUAAUGAUCAUUAGGUCAUUUUUCAUCUACUUAGUUUUUCCUGUCUUUAUUGUUGGGUCAAACUCUGCAUACUAUGUAAGUAUUCUCAUUUUCCUGAUGAAGAAACUGAGUCUCACUGAAAGUGGGAGAGCUAGAACUUGAAUUCCAGGACUUCUGGCUUCUAGUUCUAUAUAUUCUUUCUACAAAAUCACACUGUCUAGUAUUAGUUCUUCCCUGGUUCAACGCUGAAUUGUCAAUAGAGGUGUUAUUUUUUUCCUUCAUGUUUCUAGAAUGGAAAUAUUGGCCAGUGAAAGUAUUGGCCAUUUCCCCCUCCUUUGAAUGUACAAUCUAAAGCUUCCUUGAGUAGGAGAAAAAAUAUUUUCUUCAACACAGGUAUAGAUAUAUUCUUUACCUGAACCACUGCCUUACUUCAUUUAAAUAUAUAUAAACACAGUAGAUAUGUACUUUUAAAAGUAUGAAUGAUGAAAGUUUUUUUUUUUAAACUUUUUAUGAAACCUUAGAUUUCACUUGAAACAUUUUUAAAAGUUGCAAGGGACACAUGUAUAUCCCGAUGUUUCUCUACUUAGCUGCAUUUUUUACCUACAAUAACGGUUUCUUAUAUCUAAAACUUUUGUACAUUUGAUUAUUAUUUUUAAAGUGCCUUAUUGCUUGUAUGGUUCCAUGAUAUUGCUUUGUGGAUGUAUGUAAGUUAGUGUUUCCACAGUAAUUUGUAUGUAACUUAGUGUUUCUGUAACUCUUUUGAAAGCAGUGAGUUGUUUUAAUUGUUUUAGUGUUACUGAAUUUAAAAUUUGUUCUUAGCUACUUUUCAUAAAUUUUUUUAGGGGUCCAACUGUGAUAGACACAGUUUUUUUCCUGAAUCUUUUGUUGCUCCUUUGGUUAAUUUGCACUGUGUGUUGUUACCAAAGCCAUCUAAAUCUAACUGUCACAUAAAAUCUGUGAAAUCUUGUAUAAUGUUAAGAAUUUUGUAUAAAUAGGUGCUUAGAGAAUUAAGUCCUGAAACCCCAUAAUGGGAGAGAUAAAAGGGAGUAACAGUUGCCGUAUUUUAUCUGAAGAGGAUAAGUUUAGCAAAAGAGCUGGUGGACCAUUCUGUACUGUGUAACCUGUACCAAAAAGAUAGUUAUUUCAAUGAUAGAGGAAAUAUUUUUAAAAGAAAGUGAUAGAAACAAUUUUAUUUAUGUAAAAAUAAACUUUUUUCAUAAAGCA